Messenger RNA from Stylophora pistillata, 5149 nucleotides. Its product is annotated as rab3 GTPase-activating protein non-catalytic subunit. Gene Ontology annotation, biological process: regulation of GTPase activity. The record is from RefSeq and is a predicted model, not a curated record. Lineage: Eukaryota; Metazoa; Cnidaria; Anthozoa; Scleractinia; Pocilloporidae.
UGGCCGACGUGUUCUCUACCUAGCGUAACGCGAUGUGAUUGAUGAAAAUGUCUUGUACUGUUCCUGUAUUUGCUUUGAUACAAGAUGUAAAUAGGGUAAUUUCAAUUUUGAAUGAUGCUCCUGUAUCAGGAGAACAAAACGUAAAGGAUAAUGUAGAAGGGUGGGAUGAUGAUAGUGAAGAGUGGGGCUGGACGGAAGCGGUUGAAAGUGAGCCUGAAGUAGCAUCCACUUCAUGGCUACAAGAGUGUUCCAUCUCCUUGUCACCAUCAAAUGAUACUUUGGCUAUAGCAAAAAAUGACAAAGCUGUUUUCCUGACCAGCAGAUGGAUUAAGCCAUCGGAUAGCCAGCCAAGCACAAAAUAUGAAAUAGUGUGGAGUGGUAGUCUUGCCACAGAAGAAGGGGAAUGUGUUACAGAUAUAUUGUGCAUACCAUUGGCUUCUCAACACAAAAGCUCUCAAGGAUCACCAGACUGGACUUGCAUUGUGGCUGGAUUUACAUCUGGAUACAUGAGGAUCUAUUUACAGAAUGGAUUUCUGUUGCUGUCUCAGUUUCUGCAUGAUGACUCAGUUUUAAGACUUAAAUGCAGAACUUGGCAGCCACAUAAGAAUUAUGGCACUGCUGAGCAGGUUGAGGAACUCGCCAUCCUGUACCCAACUGCUAUGGUUAUUAUCGAUGGUUUUAGUCUGUAUCAGUCACUGAGAGCUUGUAGAAACCAACUGGCGAGAGCUCAAGCCAGUGGCUUAUCUGGACUCAUUGGUCCACCUCCUCUUGCUUACAAAAAAUGGAGAUUCGAUGGUCAGGGGCACAUCACAGACAUUGCUAGUUGUGGUGUUGUACCUCCCAACAUGUUUGAUCAGUUGCAAACAGCCUCAUUCAUCGGAGGUUUCCAGGCAAGCAUCAGAAGUAGCAUGCCAGCCAUAUCUCAUUACAUCAGCACAGGGAAGGAGCCAUUUGUUGCAGUGUACACUUCCUUAGGGGGUAGUUCACCUUCUCUACUUUCAGACGUUGCAUUAGAAGUAGCUAGUAAAUUAACAACUGCAGUACUGUCAAAGCUUUCAGCAGCCAGUGGUUGGCUAGGAUGGGGUAGCAACCCAGCCAGUCAGUCAACAGAGACAUCAAAACGAGCAAAGCCCCAGGUGGAAAAAGGAACUUCUUUACCAGUCAGAUUUGGGUUGCCUGAUACACGUCGCCGUGGAACAAGCAUCACAUUAGCUCCUAAUGGACGUUUGGCCGUCACAACUGAUGAUUUUGGCCGAGUCAUGUUACUGGAUGUUAAGAAGACUAUUGUGGUCAGAAUAUGGAAAGGCUACCGUGAUGCUGAAUGUGGCUGGGUAAUGGUUAGCGAGGAGGAUCAUCAAGAAGAAGAACCACCCAAGAGCUCACUGAGAACAGCUCUGUUUCUUGUCAUCUAUGCCACAAAGAGAGGAAUCCUUGAAAUCUGGAGAACAGAGCAAGGGCCACGUGUGGCUGCCUUCAAUAUUGGAAAGGAUUGUAGGCUCUUGUAUGCUGGACAUGGAAUCAUGGGAUUAGGUCAUGUGAUCAGGCAGGGGCAGGCUCCCCCACAGCACACACUGAAUUGUACUCUUAUCCAAGGGGAUGGUACAUUGAAAACUUUCUCUGUACCAUUUCACUGUGCCCUGAGUGACAAGCAUAGUAAAAGAGUCAGGGAUUUACACCUUUUAAAAAAACUGUCAGUUCUUCUGGAUUCAACCAAGUCUGACCAAGAGUCCAAGGCAGAGAACAUGAACAAACUGGAAAAGGAUUUGUUAAACAUUCUCAGUGAUAUACAAACUCCACAACUACAUCAGCAGGGUCUUCAGUGUGUUUUGUCCACUGUGGGAAUUCCAUCCUCUGUCCUCCUUAAAGCUGUGACAACUGUGAAGGACACAGCACAAAAGCAAAGUCACACCUCAUAUGAUCAUGAAGAUGAAAGAGAAGACACUAAAUCACUUGUGGACUUUUGUGAUGUUCAGAGGCAAUUGAUAGAAACACAUGAUUCAAUCCAGAAACUUGACAAAGAGAAACCAGGUUCUGAGGGGAAACCAUGGAAAGGAAAGAGUAAAGAAAUGUCCAUAGCAAAUCUCCUUGGAGUUACAAAAUCUGAAGCAUCAGAGCUACUGUCUGCUCUCAAUCCAACUGACACAACUGCGCACAAGGGUACAAACCACUCAUUUCCCCAGCUGGCUGUAUCAUCUUUCCUUGGUUGUUUUGAGUACACUUCAGCUCACCAACAAGGCCUUGAAACAAAGGCUAAAACCCCAGAGAACACAGCUGGGCCAUCAAGAGUUGUAUUACCCAAUACAGUUGGAGUCAGGAAAGGCUUGUCCAAUGAUAUUACAAUUCAACUAGCAAGCUUUCUUUUCAAGAACUGCCUUUUAGGGGAUUGUUCGUCAAGCAGAUUAGCCAUUCCUCUUGAGUCAUCCGGCAUUAAACCUCAGCAUUUAAUGUUUAGUCACGUGUCACAUUACAAUUUUCCAUGCCAUAACUGUGGCCGUUUUAAUUUAUCUUUCCCAGGAGGCUUACCGAGUGAGAAUUCUUCAUCACAGUCGCAUGACAACGAUAUUUCACCUUGGUGGGAGAAUGUGCGACACACUCUAGCUCAGUCCACCUCAACCAACAGAGCACUGUCUCUUGCUGCAGUUUGCCGUUCUGUUGCCUUGGAAAUCAGUACAGCCUCAAAGAAAGUUGAGGACGAAGGGGACGCAGCCGAAAGAGAGGAACUGGCCGCUGGAGACUGGAUUUCAGUGUCAGUUGAGAUAGAGCGCUGGAACUUACUUGUAUUUCAGCUGACCGAUUUGCAAGCUCUUUCAGGCUUCAUCAACCGAUUGGCAGCUAAUAGUCAGAGAACCAAGCAAGCUGUUGAUAACAGUGGGUCAGCUGAGCUUUCAGUGGUCGGGUUCUUGAGUAGCGGCCCUGGCGCAGCUUCCAAAGUAAUAUCGAAGUACAUCGUACAAUGUCACAUCCCUGCAAGUCAUCUGGGAACUCCCCACCUACCAAGGAAGACAGAGACUCAAAAUCUGAGCGAGGCUGAGGACGAGGACAAGCCUGAAAUAGACUCUGAACCUGUAAUCCAAGUCGAACUCGAAGGUCUUAGCGAGUUGCGUCUGAGGUUUCCGCAUAGUCUAGAGCAAGAUAUACUAUGGGCUCACUGUGUUAUGGAGUGUGUAACUUACUGGCAAAGCAACAAAGAGGAAACUAGCAAGUUAUUCUUAGCUUUGGAGCAUUUGAGAUGUAUACACGUUCCUGCAUUGCAACAUGGCUUAGCAGUCACGGUUUGGAAAAGAUUCUUCAAAGAAACGAUAUCCGCCACCGUUAUGCUGAUGGAGAAGGUUGGAAAAGCACCCAAAGAUCGACUCUGUCGGAAGACUGUGGAGUUAAGUUUUGGUGCGUUGAAGCAGUUCCUUAAAGCCACUGUACUUCUCUUGGAUGUUAUAGCUGAGGUGGAAUGGACUGAAUCUCGACGACUAGCUUUGGAAACGGAGGAUUUCUGGCACACUGGUGAAACGGGUACAGAGUCCCUCAUUGAAGGGGCACAGGAGAAGCCAGAGAGUAAUGGACCUCUGGUCAAGCUUCAUGCCAAGCUGGUCACUGUUUUGUGGAUUGUGAUGGGAUUGGACAUGAAGAGUGUCAAACCGAUGACUCUCUUCGAUACAAAGAGUAAGGAUUCUUUCAUGAGGGAUCUCAGCUCCAGUCGUCCACUAUCGUCAAAUGAAGUCGACAAAGCCAUCGUUGAAACAAGAGAAAAGUUCUUCACUCGAGCCCUGUCCUUCACGGUCAGCGCUAUGUCGGCCCAGUCUCCCAACCCGAUACUCAGGCGAGAGGACAGUGAUACUGACAACAAGGGAGCAAUACUUGACACAACUAGCUGUGAUUGGCCGGCCGUGAUUUACAAGCUCGCAGAGCAGUUUGGGAUGGAAAGUGAUCCAUUUAAGCGUCAUUAUGUGCGGGAAUUGUACUCUGCUGGUUUUGAUGAGAUCGCCAAACAGACCAUGUUCUCAGUUCAUGACCAGCGGGCAUUGGCUUCUCACCUCUUAAGAAUUGUCGGACAGCGACUUGCAUACAUCAUCUUAGAUGCCUCGGAGUCAACUGAACGCGCGAAUCGAUUGUCUCGCCUACCAACUCAGAUAAGCAGCUGGAUCAGAUCACAGGAUCCUUCAAGGUUGUCCCGUCGUAUGGUUCCCCUGUCACACACUGUGGACCUUCUGCGUAUGGUGCUCAGUCUAACACCAGAGGAAUCCCCCGAUUACUCACUCACUUCCGGUCUAACCGAAACGAUCAAAUUCCUCCUUUAACUCUUUACUCCCGAACAGCAGUAUUCAUAUUCUCCACAGUGCUCUCCAUUCAUUUCCUAACGUGCUGAUGAGGAGAAUUUGAUAAUCAAUCAAGAGCUUCUUUGACUGGUGAUCAUUUCCUUUAUUCUCAUGAUCUUGAUGUGUGAUUCUGGAGUGAUGCUGUAAUGAGAAUUACAUUUCUAGUCAUUCUAAUGGGAUAAAAGGUUCUAAUGGGAAGGCAGUCGCUGUGGUUACCUCGCUGUUGAGUUUGUGAAAUAGAGCAAUCAAACCGUGAACUGCCAUUCAAAGUCAACCGAGAAAAAAAAAAAACAACACGUUCAUAGGGUUCGUUGAAUUAUUUUAUCACUGGCUAAGGUUAGGAAAGCUCAUUUGUGAACGCGAAAGAUCAUCAGCCUCCUAUGCAUCAAAUAUCAUUUUAUUCAUUAGCAAAAUGAUACUCCGCGGGAGGAACGAAUGCUUUGUAUCCCAGAUCAAUGUGAGUGUCAGGGCAAUGGGAACCCACCCCUCCCCAAACCUAACGUUAACCUUAACUGUUAUCAGUUGAUUGCGGUCAGGUUAGGAGAGGGGUGGGUGCGCAGACGCUAAUUUACCGACCUGUUCUGAAAUUUCUUUCUAUUGUGAACGUAGUUUUUUUUUUUUGAAAAAAAUUAUUUAGAAAAUUAUAUCAUGUUCUCUUUGUAGCGGCAUACGAAUUUAGGUAGACAGCCAAUUUUAAAAAGCGUACUUAAUUAGAAAAGAAUUAUUUCAGCGAAGUAUGAGAGAUUAUGUUAAAUCGUGACGACUGAAGAUGAAAAACAAAAACGAAAUGGAAUUAAGGAAGUGUAUAAACGUGAUUAAAAUUUAUUUCUUUAUAUUAA